Myotis daubentonii (Daubenton's bat) is the source of this 2312-nucleotide messenger RNA. RefSeq names its product hes related family bHLH transcription factor with YRPW motif 1 (gene HEY1). Gene Ontology annotation, molecular function: protein dimerization activity; DNA binding. Lineage: Eukaryota; Metazoa; Chordata; Mammalia; Chiroptera; Vespertilionidae. Gene Ontology annotation, biological process: regulation of DNA-templated transcription. The record is from RefSeq and is a predicted model, not a curated record.
CCGCGCGCUGGGGUCCCGCCCGGCCUCCCCGGCCCGCGCCGCCUCCUUCCCACCAGCGGCGGCCGGCAAAGCCCCCGAGGAGCCGCCGCCGCGCCGCCAAGCGGGGGCUGGCACGGGGGCGGUCGCGGGGUUCGCCCUGGCCCCCAGCCUCGUCCGCGCCCCUCCCCCGAGCAGCUGUCAAUCAGCGGAGCGAGGAGCCGGAUUGGCGGAGGGGAGGCAGUUGCCCGGGCGCCGCCGUCCCGCCCCCGCGCCGCCCCCGCGCCCGCCCCCUGCACUCCUCGUCCUCCCCAGGGCCCUGGGAAGGGGCGCAGCGUGGGAAAGGGAUGGCUGAGUUUUAACCGGAGGCAGAGCGUGAGCGGAUCAGUGUGUGCGGAACCCGAGCAGCCGGCCGCGGAGAGUCGCCGCUGCUGUGAGCUCCUCCCUGCCCGCCGCGCCGCCGCUGCCCGGAGCCCCGCGCAGCCAGCAUGAAGCGCGCCCACCCCGAGUCCAGCUCCUCGGACAGCGAGCUGGACGAGGCCGUCGAGGUGGAGAAGGAGAGCGCGGAUGAGAGUGGAAACUUGAGUUCGGCCCUAGGUUGCAUGUCCCCAGCUACGUCUUCGCAGAUCCUGGCCAGGAAAAGACGGAGAGGCAUCAUUGAGAAACGCCGGCGAGACCGGAUCAAUAACAGCUUGUCUGAGCUGAGGAGGCUGGUGCCCAGUGCUUUUGAGAAGCAGGGAUCUGCUAAGCUAGAGAAAGCCGAGAUCCUGCAGAUGACGGUGGAUCACCUGAAAAUGCUGCACACUGCAGGAGGGAAAGGCUACUUCGACGCGCACGCCCUGGCCAUGGACUACCGGAGUUUGGGGUUCCGGGAGUGCCUGGCAGAGGUCGCCCGCUACCUGAGCAUCAUCGAGGGGCUGGAUGCCUCCGACCCGCUUCGAGUCCGGCUGGUAUCGCAUCUUAACAACUACGCCUCCCAGCGGGAAGCGGCGAGCGGCGGGCACGCGGGCCUCGGGCACCUUCCCUGGGGGAGCGCCUUCGGACACCCCCCGCACGGGGCGCACCCGCUGCUGCUGCCCCAGAACGGCCACGGGAACAGCGGCUCGGCGGCCUCGCCCACGGACCCGCACCACCAGGGCCGCUUGGCGGCGGCUCAUCCCGAGGCGCCCACCCUGCGAGCGCCCCCUAGCGGUGGCCUUGGACCGGUGCUCCCCGUGGUCACCUCCGCCUCCAAACUGUCGCCACCCCUGCUCUCCUCCGUGGCCUCCCUCUCCGCCUUCCCCUUCUCUUUCGGCUCCUUCCACUUACUCUCUCCCAGUGCGCUGAGCCCGUCGGCACCCACGCAGGCAGCAAACCUCGGCAAGCCCUAUAGACCGUGGGGCACGGAGAUCGGAGCUUUUUAAAGGACUGAUGCUGUAGAAGGAGGGAGGGACCGCUUACAAUCCCAGCUGAGCUGGCGGUUGCCGACAUCACCUUAAAGUCCUCAGUUAUAAUAAAGAGGAAACAGGUACAAUCCCAGAUAAAUUCUGUUGAAAGACGAAAGGUUUGUUGUUUUACCUUUUCUUUCUUAAUGUUUUUUUUCUAAAUCAUGACAUGUAUUAGCAGGUUUUAAAUUUUGUUCCAAACAUUAAAUGGAAAUAGUGUAAAUCGACACCUGCUGAUAGGUUUGUACUGUGCCUAAUUUACUUUGUAAACCCAUUGGUCUACGAGUGAUUCAAUUUUUGCCUCAGAGUUUAGGGAAUUCUUAGUAUUUGGGGGCUGUGUUACAUUCUGUUUUUAGAAUUAAUUGUCCAAACCACUUUGCUGAAUAUUAACGUGAAGCUGUCUGUUAAUACUUUGACAAUGAAGGUGUUGUAUAAAUAAUAUUCUUUUUUUUUGGGGGGGGGGGAAUAUUGGAUUUUGUAUUUCUGAACAAAGCGUUUGACAAAUCAGAUGAUCAGCUUUACCCAAGAAAGAAGGCGAAUUCUCUGCCUCCUACAGCAGGAAAGGUGGAUGUACAGAGUCCACCAGGAGCCCUGAGUUCAUGACCAGCCGUCUGCCGGGACCAGACGGGCUGUUCUGGCUUAGUCAGGAGGGAGCCCCCUGUGGCGGAGGCCCCUGUUGAAGUUGGCUGGGAGGAGAUGAGGAUAAUUGCAUAGACUACCCUGCAUUUCCAGCCCCGAGCCGUGUGACGCAUUUUAAUCUCCCAGAUCUCCCAGAUGCUAACACGGAGAAGUGCACCAGGUGGCCAAGUGGUCCGGUGGAACGGUCCAGUGGAACCUGUUAAAGGCAUACCCUAAUUCUUCCAAGAUUGGCCAUAUUUUCUUCUCACUGGAAGCCUUUAUGUUGCGUUUUCC